This is a messenger RNA of Saprolegnia diclina VS20, 1594 nucleotides long. RefSeq names its product CAMKK protein kinase. NCBI's taxonomy places the organism in Eukaryota, Oomycota, Saprolegniomycetes, Saprolegniales, Saprolegniaceae. The record is from RefSeq and is a predicted model, not a curated record. Gene Ontology annotation, molecular function: protein serine/threonine kinase activity; ATP binding. Gene Ontology annotation, cellular component: cytoplasm. The coding region runs from base 78 to 1481 and encodes 467 amino acids. The transcript has 6 exons. Gene Ontology annotation, biological process: peptidyl-serine phosphorylation; autophagy.
UUUGACCAAUCAAAGCGAUUCGAAAACCAAAGUCCGCGGGCCAAACCGUGACUUAUCUCACCGCCGGCAGCAGCACGAUGAGCAACAAGCCCGACAAGUCGAUCAAGGGCUUCUUCGGCGGCCUCUUCAAGCGCAAGGAGUCGUCCGUAGCCGCGCCGCCGCCCAUGCCGGUGGCCGCGCCCAAGCCGGUCGUCGCGCCGGCCCACGUCGUCUCGACGGGGGCGUCGUCGGGUGUGUGCUUGUCGCCGCAAGACGACGACAACGACGCCGGUAGCCCGUGCCCGAGCAACGUGCUCGCAGAGUUCGAGUUUGUCAAGGAGCUCGGGAAGGGCGCGACGGCGGUCGUCAAGCUCUGUCGGCGCAAGGUCCACGAUAACCAGAAGGACGACCUCGUGGCCAUGAAGGAGUUCAAGACGUCGCUGCUAAAGAAAAUGAAGGAGUUCAAGCGCGAAGGCCGGCGCAUGAUUGUCUCGACGGCCUUUGACAAGGUGCAGAUCGAAAUUGCCAUCAUGAAGAAGCUGUCGCACGCCAACUUGGUCUCGCUCGAAGCCGUCCUCGAUGAUGGCGACGAGCAGCUCGUGCUCGUGCUCGAGUACGCUCCGUAUGGGCAGAUCAUGGUCUGGGACGCCGCCCAGCUCUCGUACGUACCGUCCAUCGACGCACAUAGCUUUAGUGCGCCGGCGCCAACGACCCCGGCCGUGCAGCUGGCCAAGAACGGGCUUCCUCUGCACAUUGCCCGCAAGUGUUUCCGCGAGCUCCUCAUUGGCCUCGAGUACCUCCACACCAACGACAUUUGCCACCGGGAUCUCAAGCCCGAAAACAUCCUUGUGGGCAACCAGGGCACGGUCAAGAUUGCGGACUUCGGUGUCGCCCACUUUUUUGAUGACAAGGCGCCGGCCGCGCAGCCCGUGGCGCACGGCUACUUGACCAACUCGGCCGGCACGUAUGCCUACAUGGCCCCCGAGUCGAUGGCGUCGGAGCCGUACAGCGCCUUUGUGGCCGAUAUUUGGGCGCUUGGUAUUACGCUGUAUGCGAUGCUCUUUGGCUCGCUCCCGUACUUUUCAGCCGAAGUCACGGAACUCUUUGAUAUGAUCCAAAACAACCCCAUCACACUCCCGAAUGCGGUGCAAGCGCACCUGGAGCUGACGUCGCUCCUCCUCGGUCUCCUCGAGAAGGACCCGGCGAAGCGACUCACGAUCACCGAGAUGAAGCGGCACCCGUGGGUCAACCGCGGCUACGAGAGCCAGCGCGAGGACUUUCAAAGCCAACAGAUCGAGACCGUUGAAGUGUCGGCCGACGACAUUCAGAAUGCGUUCACGCGCAUUCCGUCCAUGGCCGCGCUCACGCGCAUGAAGAUCUCGUCCAACAAGUGGGCCAACAACGCGCGCAAGGCCGUCAAGGAGAAGGAGCUCAUCAAGCAAGCGUCGUCGGCGAGCUCCAACAGUGGCGACACCAAGCCCGAGUCGACCAAGACUGCCUGAGGGAUCGUAGUUUUGCUGCAGAUCGCUUGGCGCUGCGGUAACGCUGUAUAACGGGAUACAUAUACUGUCGUAAAAGCGAGGGCGUAUGGGGCCCAGGCGAUGCAGACAAGCGC